Necator americanus (New World hookworm) is the source of this 3990-nucleotide messenger RNA. RefSeq lists its product as uncharacterized. Bases 1 to 3990 code for a protein of 1329 amino acids. Gene Ontology annotation, molecular function: ATP hydrolysis activity; ATP binding; P-type calcium transporter activity. Gene Ontology annotation, biological process: regulation of cytosolic calcium ion concentration; calcium ion transmembrane transport. NCBI's taxonomy places the organism in Eukaryota, Metazoa, Nematoda, Chromadorea, Rhabditida, Ancylostomatidae. The record is from RefSeq and is a predicted model, not a curated record. Gene Ontology annotation, cellular component: plasma membrane; intracellular membrane-bounded organelle. The transcript has 33 exons.
AUGUUCUUUCGCGACACCACACCCACGGUAAUCCUGAGAGAGAGAGAGAAGGAAGCACUUCUCUACGAAGUGACAUCGUCGCAUGUAAUCUCUCAUUUCCAGAGGUACUUUACCGACUGUGAAAGCGACUUGGCGUCGGAAUCCACCGAUUUGCCCCCGAGUUUCCCUUCUCCAAAGCUGACUACUGCUGAUAUUGGUACGCGUUCAAUGAAAAAAGGUGAUCAUGUGACUAAGAAGGAUACGAAUGGUGUUGGCGCUUCGGCUGCGGCCUGCGGUGCUUGCGCCCCUGAUACCAUUGGUGGACGACAGGUCACUGACCAUUCGAAAGACUAUGGAUGCACGUUGGCACAGCUGCGCAGCCUUAUGGAGGCGCGAGGCGCAGAGGCUAUCGUUAGGUUAUCCACUGAGCACGAUGGCGUUGACGGUUUAUGUGAAAAACUCAAAGUCGACCCAGUUCGGGGCCUGGCCAACAACGCUACGGACCUCGACAAACGAAGAGCGGCUUUCGGAGCGAAUACGAUCCCACCGGCUAAGAGUAAAAGCUUUGUGAGAUUACUGUUCGACGCUUGUAGAGACCCCACUCUAAUUAUUCUCGUUGUUUCUGGAUUCGUCAAUUUGGCGCUAUCAUUCUACGAACCUGAAAUGCAAGCACCUGUCGAAGAGGACAUGGUGACUUCGGCGGCUCUUAUGACUGGGGCUUUACUGAACAAUACCAUUGGAUUUGACCUGCUGAACUCCACAUUAUCGCUGAAUACAACUGCAGAACCACAAGGAGAAGGACAUGGAACUGCCUGGAUCGAAGGAGUUGCAAUUUUGCUCUGCGUUGUUGUCGUCGUUCUUGUGACAGCGAUGAACGAUUACUCGAAAGAACGACAGUUCAGAAGCUUACAGGAAAAGAUCGAGACCGGGCAAAAGUUUUCGGUGAUUCGUGACGGUGAAGCGAUAGAUGUACCAGUUUCGGAUCUUGUGGUUGGAGAUAUUGCUCGCGUUAAGUACGGUGAUCUUAUACCAGCGGAUGGUUUCCUCCUACAAGGAAAUGACUUGAAGAUCGACGAGUCAUCACUCACCGGCGAAUCUGAUCACAUUAAAAAAACGCCCGAAUCCGAUCCUGUACUUUUGUCGGGUACAUAUGCUAUGGAAGGUUCUGGUAAGAUGGUAUUGACAGCGGUUGGAGUGAACUCACAAACUGGUAUCAUCAUGACGCUUCUCGGUGCUGGAAAACCUGGGGUGGGAGGGGUUGACGAUGAUUCAACCUCUACCUCAUCCUCGUCUAGCUCCUCGUCAAGUUCAUCCAGUUCAAAUUCUUCUAGAUCAUCAAGCUCCAGCAGAAAUAGUGACGACGAUGAUGGUUUAUCGGCGAAAUCUGUGCUUCAGUCGAAGCUCUCGAAGCUGGCUCUUCAAAUUAUUUAUUGUGGAACGACCGUAGCCGCUGUAGCCUUAGUCGUGUUGGUGACGAGAUUUUGCAUUGAACAUUAUGUCAGAGAUGGGAUUCCUUUCAGCAUAGCUGAUAUUCAGAUGUUCGUGAAAUUCUUUAUCAUAGCUGUUACUAUUCUUGUGAUUUCAAUCCCUGAAGGCCUACCUCUGGCUAUCGCGCUUGCUCUUACCUAUUCGGUUAGAAAGAUGAUGUUUGAUAACAAUCUCGUACGACAUCUAGACGCAUGUGAAACGAUGGGUAAUGCGACGUCGAUUUGCUCGGAUAAGACGGGAACAUUGACCACAAAUAGAAUGACUGUUGUAGACUCGUACAUAAACGGAAACCAUUACGAAGGUCAAGACAAUCAGCCGAACGGUGCUGCUCUUCCCGGAAACACAGCUCAUCUAAUCACUGAAGCCAUAUCUGUGAACAGUGCGUACAAUUCAAUGAUCAUGGAGCCAACGAAACCAGGCGAACAAGUCCAACAGCUUGGCAACAAGACGGAAUGUGGUUUACUGGGAUUCGUGCAGAAAUUGGGCGGCGAUUACGCCACUAUUAGAAAGAAGUUUCCUGAAGAGUCGUUCCUGAAGGUCUACACUUUCAAUUCCUCCCGAAAAUGUAUGAUGACUGUGAUUCGAUUGGUGGAAAACGGUGUAGAUAUCGGAUAUCGAAUUUACUGUAAAGGAGCCAGCGAAAUCAUUCUUGGCAGAUGUGCGUAUCUAAUCGGGUCCGAUGGCAAACCACAUACCUUUUCCAGUGAUAGAUUGAAAGAGAUAACAGCUACCAUAAUUUCUCAAAUGGCAAACAAUGGUCUACGCACAAUUUGCAUCGCAUACAAGGAUUACAUUCGCAAAAGUGCAAGAGAAGCCGAGCGAACUGAGAUCCCCUUCGAGAAAGAUGAGGAUAUUAAUUGGGAUGAUGAAGAAGAAAUGUAUAAGAACUUUGUUGGAAUUGCAAUUUGUGGAAUCCAAGAUCCUGUUCGACCCGAAGUACCUGCUGCUAUUGAAAAAUGUAAAAGGGCUGGGAUCACUGUUCGGAUGGUCACCGGUGACAACAUUAACACGGCUAGAGCAAUCGCGAUGUCGUGCAGAAUCCUGGAACCUGGUGAGGACUUCUUAGCCCUCGAGGGAAAAGAAUUCAACGAAAGAAUUCGUGACGAAAACGGGAAAGUGUCACAAGCGAAACUGGACGAGAUUUGGCCAAGAUUGCGAGUACUGGCUCGUGCGCAACCGGCUGAUAAAUACACUCUCGUGAAGGGCAUCAUUGACAGCAAGGCUACACCUCAGAGAGAAAUUGUUGCUGUAACUGGUGACGGUACAAACGAUGGUCCUGCGCUGAAGAAGGCUGAUGUCGGAUUCGCAAUGGGCAUCGCCGGUACGGAUGUGGCUAAAGAAGCAUCAGAUAUUAUUCUCACUGAUGACAACUUUACCUCGAUCGUUAAGGCUGUGAUGUGGGGACGAAACGUGUACGAUUCGAUCUCAAAAUUCUUGCAGUUCCAACUGACUGUGAACGUCGUUGCUGUCAUCACAGCUUUUAUCGGUGCAGUUACGGUGUCCGAUUCACCACUGAAGGCCGUACACAUGCUCUGGAUCAACCUUAUCAUGGACACGUUGGCCUCGUUGGCGUUGGCAACGGAGGUGCCGACCGAUGAGCUUCUCAACAGGAAACCCUAUGGAAGGAAAAAGUCACUAAUUUCUCGCACUAUGGUCAAGAACAUUCUCUGUCAUGCGCUCUACCAACUACUUAUUCUAUUUACGAUUUUCUACUACGGUGACCGUAUCUUCAACAUAAAAUCUGGUCUGUACGCUCCGCUGUUUGCUCCGCCUUCACAGCACUUCACAAUUGUUUUUAAUGCUUUUGUAAUGAUGACUUUGUUCAAUGAAGUCAACGCUAGAAAGGUUCAUGGUGAAAGAAACGUUUUCAAGGGUCUUGCUAGUAACCGAGUUUUCUGCGUGAUCUGGAUAUCGACAUUUGUUGGUCAAAUAUUGAUCACACAAUUUGGAGGCGCGUGGUUCUCCACAGCUCCUCUAACCGUUAAGCAGUGGAUCGUGUGUCUCGCUUUGGGACUAUCAACUCUUGUUUGGGGACAAAUUGUAGCGACUAUUCCUAGCAAGAAAUUGCCUAAGACCUGGAAAGUUGGGCGUGGGGAGGUUGAGCCGUCGAAGAUCCACAUUAACGGUGAUUACAACGUGCGCACUAGAUCACGUGCGCUUACCGUUCGUCGUACUGGAAAAUCGUUAUGGAUGCGCGGAAUGUUCCUUAUGGGGCAACAUCUUCGAGUUCUUCGCGCAUUCCAAAUGAGGGAUAGGAAUUUCGGGAAAACUGCUCCUACCAUGACGGCGGAAGCUGCGGAACGUUGGCGUUCCAGUUACCGUAAAUAUCGACAUCAAAAACAUCAGGAGAAAAAAGCAGCCGCCGAACGAGCUGCAGCGGAACGAGCUAAACUGCCGGCCGAUAUCAAAGAGAAACGGAAAACCUUCAAACAGAUCAAGGCAGUGGCUCGUGGCAGAUCACUCGACAAAAAUGAACAUCGUCACAAGAAAAAGCAGCACUCCGUAGAUAUUGACGAUAUGUAA